Folsomia candida is the source of this 796-nucleotide messenger RNA. Its product is annotated as zinc finger protein 69-like. Gene Ontology annotation, molecular function: RNA polymerase II transcription regulatory region sequence-specific DNA binding; DNA-binding transcription factor activity, RNA polymerase II-specific. The transcript is spliced from 5 exons. The record is from RefSeq and is a predicted model, not a curated record. The coding region runs from base 215 to 796 and encodes 193 amino acids. NCBI's taxonomy places the organism in Eukaryota, Metazoa, Arthropoda, Collembola, Entomobryomorpha, Isotomidae. Gene Ontology annotation, cellular component: nucleus. Gene Ontology annotation, biological process: regulation of transcription by RNA polymerase II.
CAGCAAGAUAUAAUCUAAAUUGUGCUUAAUUAAAAUGCCUCUACCAUAGUAUAUUCUAUAAACCGUAGUGGGUACCCUGGACUCAAACGACAGGUCAGAGGACGACGAUGGCCAGAUCACUUUUGUCUGUGACUUGUGCGACGACAACCAGCUCAGUUUCCCGGAACUUGUCCAACACAGAAAACUACGUCAUCCUAAGAUACAUGGUAAAAGGAUGGUGAAGAUAACAUGUCAGCCUUGUGACGAAGUUUUCCGUGCUAGACGAAAUUAUAGGGGACAUCUCCGGAGUAAAAAGCAUGCCAGAAAUGUCGCUGAUAAUGCGUUGAAGGAGCCUGACGAGAAAAUGGAAUGGCAGUGUGACAAGUGUGACAAAAAUUUCGUCACUACGUCCAGCUUCCAGACGCACAAGAGGAUCUUUACUUGUGAAAAGUGUGGACACCGGUGCUGUUCCGUGAAGGGCUUGCAAGACCAUCGGAAGUCGCAUGACCAACCGAAAGGACCGCCUAGAUUCAUUCCACUUGACGAGAAACCCUACUCGUGCACGCAGUGUGCUAAACGCUUCUCAAGAAAUCUCUCUAGAAAACUGCACAUUAGUUCAGCCCACAAAGGAAUUCGCUUCAAAUGUGAUAUUUGUCUUAAAGAAUUCAAAUUGGCCAGGACGUUAAAAUGUCAUAACAAAAAGUGUCUUCCAGAAGGUUCUAAGAAUUUAAAGGCGGCUGACAAGGGACACUCACGACCUACUGAAAAUUCCGUUUCUUGCUAUUCUGUGGUGCCACAUUUCGCAGCCACCUCCUGA